GCGCAUGCUCAGUCGCCUUUCGCCGUAGAACUCGACGGGCAGCUGUUUAGGUUGCUACACCGGGAGCGGAGGGAGGCGCUGAACCAAAGGGAGAAAGAAGCCCCACAAAAACAAGCCGCGCUCCUUUCGCUUGGAGAAAAGGCUCGGGAGCGUGCGGUGAAGCGCCCAUACCUGCAGGAGGAGGAGAAAGGCGGUGGAAGAGGAGGGAGCGCGACCAGGGGACGCAGCAAACAUGGGGAAGUCUCUUUCAAUGCCUUUACAUGGAUCUAAAGAAGAUGGGGUUUCGUCAACGGACAACAUGAGGAAGGGAUUAGUUCACUCAGAAUCUCACAGUGAAGAUGGAAGAAAUGGAGACGUGUCACAGUUCCCAUAUGUUGAAUUCACAGGAAGAGAUAGCGUCACAUGUCCCACAUGCCAGGGAACAGGGAGAAUUCCACGUGGUCAGGAAAAUCAGCUUGUUGCCCUGAUUCCAUACAGUGAUCAGAGACUGAGGCCAAGAAGAACAAAACUUUACGUUACUGCUUCUGUAAUUGUAUGCUUACUACUUUCUGGGCUGGCAGUAUUUUUCUUAUUUCCUCGAUCAAUUGAUGUUGAAUACAUUGGAGUCAAGUCAGUAUAUGUCAGUUACGAAGCACAGAGGCGCAUAAUAUACUUAAAUAUUACGAACACAUUGAACAUCACAAACAACAAUUAUUAUUCGGUGGAAGUUGAAAACAUUACAGCGCAGGUGCAGUUUUCAAAGACUGUUAUUGGGAAAGCACGGCUGAGCAAUAACACUCACAUUGGCCCACUGGACAUGAAACAAAUCGAUUAUAUGGUGCCCACAGUUAUACAAGAUGAAAUGAGCUACAUGUUUGAUUUUUGCACCUUACUCUCUAUCAAAGUGCACAACAUAGUAGUCAUGAUGCAAGUGACUGUGACCACCUCUUACUUUGGUCACUCUGAACAAAUAUCUCAGGAGCGGUACCAGUAUGUUGACUGCGGUGGAAACACAACUUACCAGCUGGGACAGUCAGAGUAUCUAAAUGUACUUCAGCCGCCUCAGUAGAAGAAGUAGAGUUUCUGGCUGCAAGAGGAAAGAAGAUUAACUCUUGGUUCUUCUACUACUCAUUGAAGUUGAACUUUCAUAUCUAGUACUGCUUAAAGAGGUGGAUGUAUAUAAUUUAGCAGCCCUGAAGGCUUCUGUACUUUGGAGGCGUGAGCAGCAAAAAGUCAAACUGUAUAUAUUCACGUUUGAUAACUUUCCCCUUUCCACUCUAAAUGUGUAAGUAUUCUGUCAAACUGUUACAACGGGGAAGCGGGGAGGGGUGGCUGUUAAAUCAGCAAAUCUGUAUUUUCCCUAAAUGGAAAAAUGGGUACAUGAUUAUAAAAGUCAGAGUGAAACCAUAUAAUUGUAUAAAUUAUGCUGUGAUGCUAACAAGUAUGUAUUAGAAAGUAAACUAAUAACGCACCAACAGUAUGACUAAGGUGGUUUUUUUGGUUUUUUAAAUGAAGGAAGUUUGGCCGUAUUGCAGCAUUAUAGAGGGUUACACAUUGCAUUAAUAACAAUAUGGCAGAUUUCACUGUGUUGGAAUUUUGAUCUUAGAAAUUUUUAUUAUAGGCGAAGUUACUGCUGUUUUUUCCACAAAGAACAUAAUUUGCUUGAAAUCUUUGGGUAUAUUGAAUAUAUGAAUACCACUAGAUUGCUGCAUAUUUGCAGAGCAAUAGGUACAAAAUGAAGACUAAAAUGUAUUAAAAUGUGGUUUUGUUUUUAAAAAACCUAAAAUAAUACAUGUGCUUCAAAGCUUCACUAUAGAAAUCUGUAAUGAGUUUUUAUGGGUUUUGUGUUUUCCAUAUUAAUCAAUAUAAAGAGGUCAACAUGCUUAUCUCAGAAUGUGUUGUGCAUUUUAAGCUUAAGUUCACUUCAUUGUCAUUUGAGUAAUACCAUAACUAGACCUCUGACAGCUUGAAGUGAAUGUAAAAUAUACCAAUCAAAACUGAUAAUGUCUUGGAAAAAUCAACCAAGUUUUGACUUAAAUCAAAUUUGAGAAUUGCCAUAGGUCAAAGCAAUUGCAUUGUCUUAAAGAGCUUAUGUUUUGACUAUCUUCUAACUGAACUGAAUAGAGCGGUCACUGAAUGAAUGGUGUAGUCCUAGUAUGGUUUGACUUGCUAACACAGCCUUUCUCAAACUUGGUUCCCCAGCUGUUGUUGCACUACAACUCCCAUCAUCCCUAGCUAGUGGGAUGAUGGGAGUUGUAGUUUAACAAACAGCUGUUGACAUACUCCCAUGUUUUUGUAAUUUCAGAAUGGAAGCAAUUGCUAUAGGAGACAGAAUUGUUACAGUGGUAGGUUAUGGUCACCUUUCAGGGAUUACUUCCUUUCUAAUAAUAACACGACAUGCAACUGUUUUACAGUAGCUCCCAUGUCAUUCUACUUAUGUAUGGAUAGGGCUUGUUGCAUCCAACUUGGACAACUGGUGAAAGGCACAUCAUUUUGUCAUUGCUUUGUUGAGAUAGAUACAUUUUCAAUUUGCUGUAUUUUCAGUUGUAUAAGCUCUGUUUUGUUGGUUAAGGAAUACUAAAACUCAGCUGCAGUAUUAGGCCCUGCUCAUAAAAUAUAAGCUAAUUACUAACAAUUUGAAAAUACUGGACUUGAUCCAACUCAAGUAAAGCAAUGGGUUUAUAUGCCCAUUUUUUUGCUUACAUAUAUUUUUUCCAUUUACAGAUGUAUAUAUAGACUUGAUACGACAGGAUUUGGACAGCCACACUUGUAAAUUCUUAUAGAUUUCUUUUUAAUGUUAAUGGGGAUAAUGCACUUUGCUUGGGAACAAUAACUGGUAUGAGUUUUGCUAUUGGAAAGAAAACCUACAUGGGAUUCUGAAUCCUGAGAUUUCUCUGGUAUAGAGGAGUAAGUACAUUGUCACAAACUGGCAUACUGCCUUUGUAUAGACAUUUAGAAUUUUGCUGUGUAACAUUUUUGGAAUCAACUUAGUUAACAUAACUGGGAAAAUGUCUCAUAGCAGGGGUUUUUUAACAUGCUUUCUGCUGUCUGUGGAGCCUCUAUGAAUAGCCUUAUUAAAAUCAUGAGACAACUCCAGGAUGAAAAUAAAUAAAUAUUGGGCUAUAUUUGGCAUCCUGAGUGAGGCCUUAAAAACCACGUUUUACUUAAUAUACAAACACAGAAGUAGUAUAUUACAAUUCUGAAGAUUAAUCUUUUCUUAAUACAAAAUGUCUUAAGCUUUUUGAUCAAAAUACAACAAACAAACCGACCAACACAACAAAUAUAAGCAAAGGAUAGGGAAUAUAACAUUGUAAAAUCGCUGAGAUUUAAGAAAUAAACUCUUGAGUGGUCAACGCCUCUUCUGUAAUUCAUUUAUUUAUUUGAUGCAUUUAUAUACUGCCUUUGUGACAAGGGGCAACAAAUGGAAUGAACACAUUCUCUUGAGCUCUCUAUAGUGACAACGAAACACAGUGAUUGUUUUACACCCCUUAAAAGUUUUACAUCCAGCAACCAGGCACUUGUGGUUUGGUGAAAUGUAAUUUUCGGCAAUGCUCUUGCAUUCCAUCUCACAAGACGAAACAUAAUUUUGAGAGCAUUAAUGUUUGGCUGGGGUUUUUUUUGGUAGGCAGUAUACACACCUGUACUAUUUUGUGACUUUACUUAGGCACUCACGCUUUGAUGAAAUUCAUACAUCACCAAUGUAAUUAAACUUUUGGCAUAGUCUAUAAAGCGUAGGCCUCUUACAGUGAUCUAGUCCAAACAUGAUUUAGAGGUAUAUGAGGGGGGCUGCUGUGAGAUCCUGGGGUUUUUGUUUUUAACCUUAUCACAGAAUAAACCACAUUUCUAUGUUUGGAUGUAGCAGAAAUCUCUGGUUUAUUCAAAAACCGAAAUUGGAUGCUUUCAAUCUUCUCUCCUUGCAUGUUGGGAGCUGGGAGUCAAGAGAUUCAUCACAGCACUCCCUUAUAAUGCUAAAUUGCAGUUUGCUUUCCUUUGGGCUAGCACUGAACUUUUCUGCCAUGGAGCUUUGGGGAGAAGGAGGAGUUGACAUGUAUCUGAAGCAGUUUCUUUUAGAAUAAAACAACAACAGGGUUUAUGAAAACGGGUUUAAAACUAAUUCUUUUGUGCAAACAGAAUCAAAAUGGCAUUAUUCAUUGCUAUCUUUCACAUGUCUUUGAAUGCCUUGUUUCUGGAAAUUGUGAUUGCUAUGUUGGUAUAAAAAAUGGCUGCUACAACUGGGGGGAAAAAUUUCCUUUUAUUUUUCUUGAGUAUGGAGUGCUGUCGUACUUACAGAACGCCAGUGCCACAUUUAGACUACCAGCUAUAAUUAGAGAUUAAAUGUGCUGUGUCCAAGGCUAGAAUACUAGCUACAUGUCAAUAUUCUUGAAUUUGUGCUUGUCAUUUUAGCCCAACAUAAGGUAAAUUGUGGCACAUCUGUCAUUAUGCUGCCAUGUUUUUAGCUGGUAAAGGUAGGGCAGGCCCUACAAUUUUUCUCUUCCUAACAAUUUCUACAUAAAACCUUGAAGCAGUAACCUGAUGACCUACUUACUACUCAUUAAUUAACCACUAAUAGUGCUCAUAGGCAAAUAAUUUGUGUAUAGAAAUUCUAAAAGGUUAUAACUAUUUUUGUAAUUCCAAAAUUGUAAUUGUUCCUGUAAUUCUGUGUGGCAAACUUACCUGUAUGCAGUGUUUUGAAGCAUGAUAAAUAAAACUUCUCUAUGCGGUUCUCUUA
Molecule: messenger RNA, 4708 nt
Organism: Podarcis raffonei (Aeolian wall lizard)
Lineage: Eukaryota; Metazoa; Chordata; Lepidosauria; Squamata; Lacertidae
Gene: TMEM106B
Product: transmembrane protein 106B
Exons: 9
Coding region: 233-1048 (271 amino acids)
Biological process (GO): lysosomal transport; dendrite morphogenesis; lysosome organization
Cellular component (GO): lysosomal membrane
Source: RefSeq, a predicted model, not a curated record